AUGUCUGAUGCGAAAUUAUUCGCUAACGUUCAGGAUCAUCUAAAUCGUUUACUGCUGCAGCUCAGUGAUAUCGAAAAUUCAAAAGAAUCAUUGGAUGAUGCUGAAUAUAUAGAAAUGAAAAAAGAAACAAUUGAUCAAUUGAAAGCUAUUCGUGCUGCAAUCAGUGAGGCUUUUCGCACUCCUGAAAUUAUUGCUAUAUUUGCUAAAAAAGAACCAACCUCAUUGAGACAAAAGCUGUUACAAUUCGAACAUGAACUUCAAAAACGCAAAAUAACGAGCGAUACAUUUAAUCAACGAAAAGCUGAAAUUUUAUAUGCUCUAGCACAACUUCGUGAUGAACUUAGUGAUGAUGAGAUACAAUUUUUAUCAAAUUAUUCCACUAUCCCUUUAUCACUGUUUGAACCAGCACCCAUUCAAACUGUGUUAAAUGUUGGAAAUGUCAAUAUUAAGUUGUAA
Molecule: messenger RNA, 456 nt
Organism: Dracunculus medinensis (Guinea worm)
Lineage: Eukaryota; Metazoa; Nematoda; Chromadorea; Rhabditida; Dracunculidae
Source: the annotation of a GenBank genome assembly